GCAAAGUUAAAGUAUUCAGAUUUGGAUUUUAUGGUCAAAUGCAAAUAUUCUCUUUUGAUUUAAGAGCAGCUUUGCAGUCAUAAAUUUUCAAAGAAAUAUGUGGAAAUGGUUAGCUCCGAUAUUUUUAGUUUUCGUCACACUUUCGAAAUCAUCAAUAUGUUCAGCUUUUGGUCUCGGUGAAUCUACAUUACUAGAAAAUGGUAUAGAAUCUAUCUUUGGAGAUCUGAUACCCAGCAACAAGAAUUCUUCAGUUCAGUACCAUCUCUUUAAUCCAGAAAACCCAGAGAAGGUCUGCUAUAUCGAGCCUAAAGAAUCCAUAUUUCGUAACUGUGCCUUCAAUUCAAAUUAUGACACGAAAUUUCUUAUUCCUGGAUAUAAUGUAAAGUUAAGUCCAGGAAAUUUAUUUGAGAAAAUGAAAGACACAUUAUUAGAAUAUGACAAAUAUAAUGUUAUUAUUGUGAAUUGGACCGACUAUAAUCAACAGAAUUAUGUGUUGGAUGUUGUAUAUGCUUAUAUUGUUGGUAUCGAUGUUGCAGAUAUGAUAAAAUUCUUAUUGUCACAUGCAGGUGUAAAUGCAAGCUCUAUUCAUUUGAUUGGCCACAGCUUAGGCGCCCAAAUAGCUGGAGUUGCAGGCAAACGUAUAUCGAAUUUGGGAAGGAUAACAGGAUUAGACCCAGCUGGACCACUGUAUCCAAAGUUCAUCACAUAUGAUAGGUUGACUUCGAAAGAUGCAGAUUUCGUUGAUGCAAUACAUACAAGCAACUCAUCCAACAAGGGAAACGGAUUUGGAGCAUCUUAUGCUAUGGCUUGGAUAAAUUUUUAUCCAAAUGGUGGAGAAAGACAGCCUAAGUGCCAAAUUGGAAAGAAUUACACUAACGGUGAUGGAGUGGAAAAGGAAAUUAAAACCUCUGAGGAUCAGGCGGGAUGUAAUCAUGAUUCUUCAAUCACGUAUUUCAUUUCGUCCAUACUUGAUUGUGAAUAUCUUAGCACGCAGUGUAACAGCUAUAAAAUGUACGAAAGAGGAAAAUGCGAAUCUGAAUCACAUCCGAAGAACAGAAUGGGACUCCAUUCUAUGGAAAUUCCAGGGCUCCAAGACCAUUCCAAGUUCUAUCUGAAAACUUCUUCAAAUCCGCCAUAUUGUUGAAACCAGGAUUUCAUAAAAUAUCAUUUGAAAAUUAGCUUCUGUAUCUUGCAUUAUGAAUCAUAAUGAUUAAAUGAAUAAUAUAUAACUGA
This is a messenger RNA of Argiope bruennichi, 1233 nucleotides long. RefSeq names its product lipoprotein lipase-like. Gene Ontology annotation, biological process: lipid metabolic process. The record is from RefSeq and is a predicted model, not a curated record. The transcript is spliced from 7 exons. Gene Ontology annotation, molecular function: lipase activity. Lineage: Eukaryota; Metazoa; Arthropoda; Arachnida; Araneae; Araneidae. Bases 98 to 1144 code for a protein of 348 amino acids.